AUGGACGCCACUCGAGCGUUGCUGGACUCGCUCAUGGGGAAGGACCGGAACGCGGCGCCGGACUCCAAGCGGCAGAGCUUCAAGGACCCGGACGUGUGCAAGUACCACCUGGUUGGAGACUGCCCUCAUGAGAUGUGGGUCAAUCAGGGGGGCAAGGCAUCGCCGAACAGCCCGGUGGGGCCAUGCAAGAAGCAGCACUCGGAGGCCAUGCGCGAGCGCCUGAAAGACGACAAGGACUAUGUCAAAUACCGCUGGCGCUACCUGGAAGACUUGAGGGUUUUCUUGCAAAAGCUGGUAGAUGACAACAACAAGAAGGCUCAGAAAGUGAGAGAGAAGCUGAAUGAAGGAGUGACCUGCACGGCUGACACUCACAAAGCGGUGGAAGGCCAUUUAGCGGCUCGAGAGACUUUGGCGAAUGAGAAGUUGCAGGCGGCAGAGAAGAUGGCCGAGGAAGGGAACUUAGAGGUGAGCAAGCAAGCGCUGGAAGAAGCGGACAAGCUGGCUCAUCAGAAGUUCCGGCUCACACGCCUCAAGGAGGUGGCGGAAGCAUGGAUGGACGAAUGCUGUGACGUUUGCGGCAGUCAGAUUUCCUGGCGUGCGGUGGAAGAAUUGGAGGCGCGUUCCAAAGGUCGUGAGCAUCCGCAUGUCCCGGGGUCCUGGCAUCAGGGUUGGAAGAAGUGCCGCGAAGCCUUGAAGAAAGUCACCGAGGAAGCACAGCAGGCCAAAGAGGCGCUGGGCGGUGUGGACGUUGGUGAAGUGGUCGACCAAGAGGAUCCCCAAGCAGGCCGCAAUGGCCGCCGAGCUCCCUUCCAGGUUCGAUCGGCGAAGGAGCUGGCGCGGAGCCGCUCACGGGAUGCCAGUAAGGCACGAAAAAGGAGUCCUUCCAAAGAGAAGGCUCAGAAGGAGAGGAAGAAGAAAAGCCGCCGUAGCAGCUCUUCCAGCAGUCGCAGCCGGUCGAAGCGAAAGAAGAGCGGCAAACGGCGUGCAGACAGGUCCCCUUCCAGGAAGAGAAAGAAGAGAAAGAGCAGCAGCAGCAGCUGA
Molecule: messenger RNA, 1041 nt
Organism: Durusdinium trenchii
Lineage: Eukaryota; Dinophyceae; Suessiales; Symbiodiniaceae
Source: the annotation of a GenBank genome assembly